This is a messenger RNA of Panicum hallii, 1703 nucleotides long. RefSeq names its product serine/threonine-protein kinase SAPK5. Gene Ontology annotation, molecular function: ATP binding; protein serine/threonine kinase activity. The transcript is spliced from 4 exons. Bases 446 to 1567 code for a protein of 373 amino acids. The record is from RefSeq and is a predicted model, not a curated record. Gene Ontology annotation, biological process: protein phosphorylation; intracellular signal transduction. Lineage: Eukaryota; Viridiplantae; Streptophyta; Magnoliopsida; Poales; Poaceae.
AUCUAUCUAUCUAUCUAUUAGAAGAAAGCCAAGAGGAAGUGUGCCUGGACCUGCAUUACAAGAGACAAGUAGAUAGAUGACCUAACCCAACCCAGGCCAGGCCACCUGCUCCGACUCGGCUCUCCACCCCACAUCCCACAUCCUUCUCCCCUCCUGUCGUCUCUCUCGCCUCUGCUCUGCCUUCGUCGUAUCGUAUCUCCUCCCCUCUCUGUUUAUCUCCGCCCUCCUCCACCUCGUCUUCUUGCUUGCUAUCUAGCUAGCUCCACCUCCAUCCACAGGCAUCUCCGAUCCCUCUUCCGUUAGUUAUUAAGAUAGUAGAAAAUCAGUCAAAGAGGAGAAUUGGCAGCCGGCGGUUCAUCAUCGUCAUCGAGUCCACACAGCAAAAGAAACAGAUUGAUCGAGGAGCACGACUGUUGGGCUCCAGAUUGAGGAGCAAAAGAAAGAUAUGGACAAGUACGAGCCCGUUCGGGAGAUCGGGGCGGGCAACUUCGGUGUGGCGAAGCUGAUGCGGAACAAGGAGACGCGGGAGCUCGUGGCCAUGAAGUUCAUCGAGCGAGGGAACAGGAUCGACGAGAAUGUUUUCCGCGAGAUCGUCAACCACCGCUCCCUUCGUCACCCCAACAUCAUCCGCUUCAAGGAGGUGGUGCUGACGCCGACGCACCUUGCGAUCGUGAUGGAGUACGCGGCCGGCGGCGAGCUGUUCGAGCGCAUCUGCGAGGCCGGGCGGUUCCACGAGGACGAGGCGCGCUACUUCUUCCAGCAGCUGGUGUGCGGGGUGAGCUACUGCCACGCCAUGCAGAUCUGCCACCGCGACCUCAAGCUGGAGAACACGCUGCUGGACGGCAGCCCGGCGCCGCGCCUCAAGAUCUGCGACUUCGGCUACUCCAAAUCGUCGGUGCUGCACUCGCGCCCAAAGUCAACGGUCGGCACGCCGGCGUACAUCGCGCCGGAGGUGCUGUCCCGCCGCGAGUACGACGGCAAGCACGCCGACGUCUGGUCGUGCGGCGUCACGCUCUACGUCAUGCUCGUCGGCGCAUACCCGUUCGAGGAUCCGAAGGACCCAAAGAACUUCAGGAAGACAAUCUCGAGGAUCAUGUCGGUGCAGUACAAGAUCCCGGAGUACGUGCACGUCUCCCAGAACUGCCGAAACCUGCUCUCCCGCAUCUUCGUCGCAAACCCCUACAAGAGGAUCACCAUGAGCGAGAUCAAGAGCCACCCCUGGUUCCUCAAGAACCUGCCGCGGGAGCUCAAGGAGGAGGCGCAGGCCGCCUACUACAGCCGCCGGGGAGGAGACGCCGCCGGCGCAAGUGGCAGCAGCAACAAUGCCAAUGCCAAUGGCAACGCCCCCGCCGCCACCUACUCGGCGCAGAGCGUGGAGGAGAUCAUGAGGAUCGUGCAGGAGGCGCAGACGGUGCCCAGGCCGGCCAGACCCGUCUCCGGCUACGGCUGGGGCGCCUCGGACGAGGAGGAGGCAGGGCAAGACGAGGAGGAGGAAGACGACUACGACAGGACGGUGAGGCAGGUGCACGCCAGCGGGGAGUUCGACAUCAGCAAGCUCCAGAUCUGAAUCUCAUUAGCCUUCAUUCUCCAAAUCUGAUUAUUAGCAUGCAUUCUGUGUUCGUUCUAGUACUAUUUACUUGUACAUCAUAUCAUAUGGGCGAACGCGCCAUUAUUUUUUGUUAGCACCUCUCCCCCUUCCUUUU